AUGGCACCGUCUUCUCAGCUCGACUUCGUAACCUUAGACGUGUUCACGUCGCAACCAUACGGUGGCAAUCCGCUGGCCAUUGUUCGCAUCCCGCAUGACCGGACACUAACUCAGGAACAAAAGCAAACCAUUGCGCGAGAGUUCAACCUAUCGGAGACCACCUUUUUGCACGAGAACGCGGAUGGUGCGACAGAGGACAAAUGGACCGUCGAUAUAUUCAUGACAUCGCAGGAACUGCCGUUUGCGGGUCACCCAACCGUGGGCACGGCGUGUUAUGCUCUAGGAAGAACGGCUCGGGAGCGUGGUAUCCACAGCGGCGUCAUGGAAGCGAGCUUUAACCUGAAAGCCGGGUGCGUUGGACUGCGGUACGAUUGCGGCAAGAUGACAGCGAAGGCUUCCAUCCCUCAUGACGUUCAUAUCCACAAGAAGAGGUACACUAAGGACGAGCUAUUCGUACUCCAGCCCCGAUUGGCAGAAGCUCACCAACAAGGCAAGUUCGGGGUCAAAGAUGACCAUUCUAUUGUCUCAAUAGUAAAAGGCAUGACCUUUGUCCUAGUCGAAUUGGAAAGCGAAGAAGCUCUGGGUAUGGUGUCGCUAGCUGGCCAGUCUCUCAAAGUCGAAGGCCUGGAUCAAGGCUGGGACCAGACGUUCAUCGGGACAUAUUUCUUUGUUCGGACGGGAAAAAGCAACGAGGGUGCAACGAAACUAAGGACGAGGAUGAUCGAGGGUCCAUUAGAAGAUCCGGCUACUGGUAGCGCCGCCAGCGAUUUGGCAGCAUAUCUCUCGCUGAUGGCAGGAGGAGAAUAUAAGACGUUGAAAUUUGAAAUUGUCCAGGGCGUGGAGAUGGGCAGGAGAAGCGAAAUUUUCAUCGAAGUCGAGAUGACCGAGGAACGAACUGUAUCGCAGCUAUUCCUCGAAGGCGGCGCAGUGCAGGUCAUGGAGGGCCGAUUGACCAUCUGA
This is a messenger RNA of Alternaria atra, 960 nucleotides long. RefSeq lists its product as uncharacterized. The transcript has 2 exons. Gene Ontology annotation, molecular function: isomerase activity. The record is from RefSeq and is a predicted model, not a curated record. Gene Ontology annotation, biological process: biosynthetic process. Bases 1 to 960 code for a protein of 319 amino acids. NCBI's taxonomy places the organism in Eukaryota, Fungi, Ascomycota, Dothideomycetes, Pleosporales, Pleosporaceae. Gene Ontology annotation, cellular component: cytoplasm.